AAUCCGGUACUUGUUGAAAAAUGGGAACUAUUUCAGAAUUGGUUAAAUGAUUCUGAGUUAAAUAUCAAAAUUCAAUGCUUAGUUAAAUUCGGUCAAGAAUUUUAUCACCCAUUUGCUGAAUUUCUCAUCGGUUACGAUUCCCAUCCAAGGGUUAUACAGCCUGAUAAUUCAUUACAGUGUUUGCCACCUGGUCGUCGAGCAUAUCAAAUGCUGGACUUUGUUAAUAAUUUAACACGUAACUUCACAUCUAUUUUAAAAAAUCUUUAUCUAUUUUUUGGCGAUAAGCUUUUGCAGAGUACAGAAACUAUGGAUAAUUCACAAAUAGAAUUAUUAGUUAAAAAAUUAAAACAAGGUAUACAAAAAGGACUUGAAUUGCACCAAAAAUGGUUGGAUUGUUGGCUUUAUCUUCCCUUAAGCAUGUGUCUUCUUGGUGAAGAUAAUGCCAAAAAAUUUGCAUGUAGUUAUUGGCAUGUUGUGCUUAAAAAACCUUGGCCGGAAGUUUCUAGUGUGGAAGAACUUUGCUAUGCAAAGUUUCUUGAAGUAGAUAUUGUAGAAGAAUUUAAUGAUUUUGGUUUCAAAAAUACAUUAAAUGAUGAAUUAUUUUUCAAGAAUUUAGUUUAUUCGUUAAUAAAUCAACAGUUCUACUUUAUCAAUGUUCACAGCUCUAUGACUUCGUUAAAAAUAAAAUUUGAUACAUUAUUAUCCACCAGCAACAAAUAG
Molecule: messenger RNA, 720 nt
Organism: Acaulospora morrowiae
Lineage: Eukaryota; Fungi; Glomeromycota; Glomeromycetes; Diversisporales; Acaulosporaceae
Source: the annotation of a GenBank genome assembly